Arabidopsis arenosa is the source of this 1198-nucleotide messenger RNA. NCBI's taxonomy places the organism in Eukaryota, Viridiplantae, Streptophyta, Magnoliopsida, Brassicales, Brassicaceae. The record is from the annotation of a GenBank genome assembly.
ACUCUUAAAUUCUUCUAGAUCAGUUUCACCUCUGAGAUUCCCAAAUUUCUCGGGAUUUUCUUCUUCUUCUCCAUUCGUUAGAUCUUACCGAUUUGGACGACGUAAUCUGGAGCCCCUUUCCAACGGAAUGCUUUCGUCGGGAAGCAGAGUCGACGGUGCCACGGUGGCGGCUGCAUCGAUGGAAGGAGUGAUGACGGAGGCGCUGAAGUUAAUUCAAUCGGCGUCACCAACCUGGAAAUCAGCCGUGGCUAACAAUUUGUUGAUAUUUGUUCUCGGUUCACCGCUUCUUGUUACUGGAUUGUCCGCUUCUGGGAUCGCCGCCGCGUUUUUGCUCGGUACUUUAACUUGGCGAGCUUAUGGCUCUGCUGGUUUCCUCUUAGUCGCUGCUUACUUCGUCAUAGGAACAGCGGCAACAAAGGUUAAAAUGACGCAAAAGGAAGCACAAGGUGUGGCCGAAAAGAGAAAAGGCAGAAGAGGACCACGCAGUGUGAUUGGUUCAAGUGCUGCUGGUUGUGUCUGUGCUUUUCUUUCAAUAUAUCAAGUGGGAGGAGCAGCUUUUUCCCAGCUUUUCCGGCUUGGUUUUGUUUCCAGUUUCUGCACUAAAGUGUCUGACACCGUCUCAAGUGAGAUAGGCAAAGCUUAUGGAAAAACAACGUAUUUAGCUACGACAUUUAAGAUUGUACCAAGAGGAACCGAGGGAGCUAUGAGUAUUGAAGGAACAUUGGCUGGACUUUUAGCAUCAUUUUUUCUUGCAUCUGUUGGCUGUUUCCUGGGUCAGAUAACCCCUCCAGAAGCAGCUGUAUGUGUACUAGCUUCCCAGAUUGCCAAUCUUGGAGAAAGCAUAAUAGGUGCUUCUUUUCAAGACAAAGAAGGAUUCAAAUGGCUAAACAAUGAUGUAGUCAACGUGAUCAACAUAAGCUUGGGAAGCAUCGUGGCGAUUUUGAUGCAACAGUUUAUACUCCAGAAUUGGGUCAAGUAAAACCUGUCACGAAGGUCAUGUCAUGUAUUCUCAGCGAGGUUAGAUUUUUUCUUCUUUUUUCUUUUGUUAAACACAGCCUUACGUAUUCAGUGGUGCUGUAAAUUACACUCUGUUGUGUACAAUUUAGUAGUCCAGCAUCAAUGAGAAGAUAAAAACUUCUGGGACCCUUGUCUAGCAAUUAUUGGAUGAUAUGUAUUUGAAUUAAGUUCACCUUUGAAA